Apis dorsata (giant honeybee) is the source of this 2385-nucleotide messenger RNA. Its product is annotated as mucin-2-like. The transcript is spliced from 2 exons. Bases 193 to 2385 code for a protein of 730 amino acids. The record is from RefSeq and is a predicted model, not a curated record. Lineage: Eukaryota; Metazoa; Arthropoda; Insecta; Hymenoptera; Apidae.
AGUCGUUGUCAUUACUCUGAUGAUAGUCAUCUACGAGUUAUAACGUAAUCGGUCAAUCUUCGAGGAAUUGUGUUUGGCUGUUGAUAAGAGAAAGCUAUAUAUAAAGUGUCGGGAGCAAGUUGCAUGACACAUUUGAGACGUCACCACGGCAAUAUUAUUAUCGAGAGAAUAGAAUAGAAUAUUUAUAUCAAGAUGCGCGCCUACGUUUUUCUGCUCGCUUCCCUGUCUCUCAUCGCCUGCGUAUGGGGUAACAAUCUGAUUCUUGGCAAACAUUUGCCCGGCGAGCUAAUCCUCCAGAAUCGAACCAUCUUCAAGCCAUCGAUACCAGGCAUGAGUCACACCGUUACUAUCGGUGCAACCGCGCCACCAGAUCACAUAAUCUCAUACUUCAGCGUAGUAAACUUGAAUCCAAAGGUGGUGAACAUAGUACCUAUUAAAGGUAACAUUGGCACCUCAUCGAUCGUCGUACUCGGGGUCGGAUUGCCUAGUUGGGGCAUAUUCAUAAAGGUUGUCGUAUACGCUGUUCCCAAAUUACCCGAAACCACCACACCAAGCACCACAACUAAACAACCACCAACGAGCCCUGAACCGAGCAGCACACCGUCGAGCACCGAACAAUCAACGAACACCAAACCAGAGACGACAACCAGCUCUGAAUGGAGCAGCACGCCGUCGAGCGCCCAACCAGACACGACAACCACCUCUGAAGGGAGCAGCACACCGUCGAGCCCCCAACCAGACACGACAACCACCUCUGAAGGGAGCAGCACACCGUCGAGCCCCCAACCAGACACGACAACCACCUCUGAAGGGAGCAGCACACCGUCGAGCCCCCAACCAGACACGACAACCACCUCUGAAGGGAGCAGCACACCGUCGAGCCCCCAACCAGACACGACAACCACCUCUGAAGGGAGCAGCACACCGUCGAGCCCCCAACCAGACACGACAACCACCUCUGAAGGGAGCAGCACACCGUCGAGCCCCCAACCAGACACGACAACCACCUCUGAAGGGAGCAGCACACCGUCGAGCCCCCAACCAGACACGACAACCACCUCUGAAGGGAGCAGCACACCGUCGAGCCCCCAACCAGACACGACAACCACCUCUGAAGGGAGCAGCACACCGUCGAGCCCCCAACCAGACACGACAACCACCUCUGAAGGGAGCAGCACACCGUCGAGCCCCCAACCAGACACGACAACCACCUCUGAAGGGAGCAGCACACCGUCGAGCCCCCAACCAGACACGACAACCACCUCUGAAGGGAGCAGCACACCGUCGAGCCCCCAACCAGACACGACAACCACCUCUGAAGGGAGCAGCACACCGUCGAGCCCCCAACCAGACACGACAACCACCUCUGAAGGGAGCAGCACACCGUCGAGCCCCCAACCAGACACGACAACCACCUCUGAAGGGAGCAGCACACCGUCGAGCCCCCAACCAGACACGACAACCACCUCUGAAGGGAGCAGCACACCGUCGAGCCCCCAACCAGACACGACAACCACCUCUGAAGGGAGCAGCACACCGUCGAGCCCCCAACCAGACACGACAACCACCUCUGAAGGGAGCAGCACACCGUCGAGCCCCCAACCAGACACGACAACCACCUCUGAAGGGAGCAGCACACCGUCGAGCCCCCAACCAGACACGACAACCACCUCUGAAGGGAGCAGCACACCGUCGAGCCCCCAACCAGACACGACAACCACCUCUGAAGGGAGCAGCACACCGUCGAGCCCCCAACCAGACACGACAACCACCUCUGAAGGGAGCAGCACACCGUCGAGCCCCCAACCAGACACGACAACCACCUCUGAAGGGAGCAGCACACCGUCGAGCCCCCAACCAGACACGACAACCACCUCUGAAGGGAGCAGCACACCGUCGAGCCCCCAACCAGACACGACAACCACCUCUGAAGGGAGCAGCACACCGUCGAGCCCCCAACCAGACACGACAACCACCUCUGAAGGGAGCAGCACACCGUCGAGCCCCCAACCAGACACGACAACCACCUCUGAAGGGAGCAGCACACCGUCGAGCCCCCAACCAGACACGACAACCACCUCUGAAGGGAGCAGCACACCGUCGAGCCCCCAACCAGACACGACAACCACCUCUGAAGGGAGCAGCACACCGUCGAGCCCCCAACCAGACACGACAACCACCUCUGAAGGGAGCAGCACACCGUCGAGCACCGAACCAGAGACGACAACCAACUCUGAAUCGAGCAGCGAAGAAACAAGUACCGAAUCAAACAAAUCGAUAAACUCUGAUUCAAAUAGCGUGGAAUCAAGCUUUCCACGACACAAAUCCGGCGAAAAGUCUGAAAAUAAUCGAUUGUGGUGGAAAUGGAUCCGAUCUCGAUUCUGA